Prosopis cineraria is the source of this 1516-nucleotide messenger RNA. RefSeq lists its product as uncharacterized. Gene Ontology annotation, biological process: translation. Gene Ontology annotation, molecular function: small ribosomal subunit rRNA binding; structural constituent of ribosome. The transcript has 7 exons. The record is from RefSeq and is a predicted model, not a curated record. NCBI's taxonomy places the organism in Eukaryota, Viridiplantae, Streptophyta, Magnoliopsida, Fabales, Fabaceae. The coding region runs from base 368 to 1126 and encodes 252 amino acids. Gene Ontology annotation, cellular component: mitochondrial small ribosomal subunit; ribosome.
UAGGUUUUUACUUUUGGUUUUGGCAUUAUCCUCUUUGAUCUUCGCCCUCCUCCUCUCCUCGGCUUUUCCUUGCAUUGCAUUCUGAGACUCGAACAAGAACCUGAACCUUCAGAUCUCCUGCCGUCCUAAGUGCUCGGUGAUCGAAUCUCACCAUCUCCUCCGUGCUAGCACUCGGCACCGUGACUAGCUCUUCCUCUCAAGCUCUCAUCGAGCCCUCGGAACUUUGCUGCUGUUCUCUCCAUUGUGUCUCCUAUCUUGAGCAGAAAGAAAUGGCGAUUUUUAGAGUUGCAGCUAGAUCGUUAAAUGGCUGUUUGUCGCGCCAAUUACAUCAGACUAAUUUUCCAGAUGUCUCUCAAUAUGGUCAAAUAUGGAUUUGGAAUCCCCCCUUAUUUUGACUCCUGAUAGUCUGAUCAGAAGCAAGCUUUCCUCUACUUCAACAACAGGAAAUGGACCUAAUGACCAGCAGACUAAUAAUUCUGCUGAGUCUGCUGAGGAAUUUGGGCGUCGGAUAUUUGGCAAUAAUCCUAGCAGCAAUUCCAAAGUUGAUGCUCUUUUCCAAAAGCUUGAUGAUCUGGGUGGGGGUCGUAGCAAGUCAAGUUCUAGAACUGAGAUGUUGAAUGAUCUGGGUGAAGGUUUUGACACAUUAACUGAUGGAAUGGAUGGAAAACUGGAGAAGGCAGCCAAAUACUUUGAAUAUGAUUCUGAGGAAAUAGAUGAAGAUGGUUAUUCUUUUCGAUAUGAUAUGAGUUUUGGGCGAGCUUCAACAUAUAAUAUUAAGGAUCUUGAUCUUACAAAACCAGCUGCAACAAAAAUUGCCAAUGACGAUGAGUUUGCAGUAACCACUGAAGAAGUUCUCAGAAAAGCAGAUUUCAGGAACGUAAGAUUCCUUGCAAACUUCAUAACACCAGCUGGAAUCAUUAUCAAGAGGAGCCAGACUGGCAUAAGUGCGAAGGCUCAAAGGAAGAUCGCCAGGGAGAUUAAAACUGCACGAGCUUUUGGGUUGAUGCCCUUCACAACAAUGGGGACGAAGGCAUUUAUUUUUGGUAAAACUAUGGAGGAUCUCGAUGAUGAUUACGUGUCUCGGAGUUAUGAUACCUACAUGGGCGUUAAUAUGGAAGAUCCUUGAGUCAGAGAUAUGGUUAUAAUGUGAGGUUAAAGUAACCUCCGUUGCUCGACAUGACUUUCUAGGGAAAAAUAUCCUGCCCCUUCCCUCUUCCUCAACCCAAGAGACAGCUUUUUUCAGGGAAUUUUGAUAAACGGGCACAAGCUGCUUGUGUAUUUAUUUGUAUUGUUUAUUAAAGCCAGCCGUUGACUUUGUUUGAGAAUUUGUCAUGGUUCAGCUUCUAUGUAAAUUCAGGUCGGGUCACAAUGUGAAUGCAGGCUUUUGGCAUGUCAUCGCCUGUGAUCAAUCUAGAAGCAGGCUGUCCGUCUUUCAGUGAAUAUAGUUUAUGAUAUCUUUUUCAGGCUGUUAUUUAUUUAGUCUGCAUAUCUUUAGUAGAUUAAGGAACUUCUUUCA